Molecule: messenger RNA, 6536 nt
Organism: Dromiciops gliroides (monito del monte)
Lineage: Eukaryota; Metazoa; Chordata; Mammalia; Microbiotheria; Microbiotheriidae
Gene: GPR149
Product: G protein-coupled receptor 149
Exons: 4
Coding region: 548-2821 (757 amino acids)
Biological process (GO): neuropeptide signaling pathway
Cellular component (GO): neuron projection
Molecular function (GO): neuropeptide binding; G protein-coupled receptor activity
Source: RefSeq, a predicted model, not a curated record
GCAGCUCGGUUCAAAGACAAGAGCCUCUCAUUCUGUGCUUUCUCUCUCUGAGCUAGCAGGGUAGAAACGUACCUGAGGAUCGGCCUUCCUUUCCGACCCAGCUCUCCAGCGAGGUUCUCCCUUAACUACUCUCAGAAGUGAAGGGAGUUUGAGUAUUCUGAGAAACCAAUGAAAAUGUCCGGCGGCGCGCAAAGGAAUAAUAAAGGAUCCGAGAGGAAUUGUUUUCUUUCCUGAAAACUUGUGGGUGGGGGAUCUUGGAGUUGGAGUUUGAUUUUGUUUUCAUAUUGGUUUGUUGUUAAUGGAAAGUGGAGGAGUUUUCUCUUACUAUUCACUUAAGCGGACCCCGAUUUUUUCAAUGUGAGUUGGCAAACCCACAGGACACGUGCCUGACGUAUCCUGAAGGACUGAGGAAAGAGACCCUCUAAAAAGCCCGAAAAGAAACUUGGGAGAGCCCAGAAAAACUCCGCUUGGUCAUUCCUAGCCAUGCUUUGUCUGGAGAAAACUUGCAGAGUCAUUGAUAAGAACAACUAAGUGCCUCCCGGGGACGAUGUCUCUAAUCCCCAGUAACUUUUCCAUAAAUGGGACAAAUCCAGGGAUGGAAAGUCCUAUGAAGGACCCGACUCCCAGCCGACCAAGAACUUUAACUGUCUUCUUCCUCUGCUUAACGUUUAUGAUGACCAUCACAGCGCUAGUGGGAAGCAUUUAUUCCUUAGUUUGCCUGCUUAAAAUGCCCAACAAAACCGUGCUAUCGAUGAUGGUAGCUUCUUGGUCAGUGGAUGACCUGAUCAGUGUCCUGCCCAUGACCAUCUUUCUGUUCCUGCAGUGGCCAAAAGACAGUCCCGGGGACUCCCAAGCGCUGUGCGCCACGUCGGCCUUCCUCUACCUGUUCCAGGGUAUCUCCAGCAAUCUCAAGGCGUCCGUUAUAGUUUGCUACAACUUUUACACGCUGCACAGAAGUGCGGCGAGCCCCGGGACGGGCAGCCAGCCCCGCGCUCUGCUCGUCGCCCUGCUCACCAUCUGGGUGGCUAGCCUGCUCAUCUGCACUCACCCCCUCUGGGGCUGGGGUGCCUUCGACCGCACGCCUUGGGGGUGCCUGGCGGACCGGAACAGCUCCCUAUUGAUCUUGGUAGUCUAUUCGCUCAGCUUUUGUGUUCUGGCUGGAUUCUCCGUCCCUCUCACUUACCAGCUGUUGUGCUCCGACCAGCUGCCUGGAUUUCAAGUCAAUUACCAGGAAAUCUCUAGAGGAGGAGGCUUCACGCCGUGCACCCCUCCGUCCGGGGGCAGUGCCCUCCCCGCAACCCCCGAGGAUCCCCGGACCCCAACAGGGCAGUUCUACAGGGGACCAGGGAGCACCCUGAGCUCGGAGGCUGCCUUCGGACUGCCUCCGCCGGCAGGGCGGGGACCCAGGACAGGGGCCGAGGCAGGGGCCGAGGCAGGGGCCAGAGAUUUCAGGGGGCCUGGACUGGAGACCCGGGGCGUGCAGCGCAGCAACCGGAGCUUCACUGUGAGCAUGGCCCAGAAGCGAUUCUCCUUGAUUCUGGCGCUGACCAAGGUCGUCCUUUGGCUUCCAAUGAUGAUCCACAUGGUGUCUCGGCACACCCCGGAGUUCCAGAGCCUCCCUUUCGAACUUUUCUGCUUUCUGCUGACCACCCUGGCGGCCACCGUGACCCCAGUGUUCGUCUUGUCCGAACGCUGGACCCACCUGCCCUGUGGCUGCAUCAUUAACUGCCCGAGGAACGCUUACGCUGUGGCUUCUGAGGAGACCAAAACUAAAAGUAAAGGCUUUGAAUUCAACUUAUCAUUCCAACACAGUUAUGGCAUUUAUAAGAUUGCCCAUGACAAUCAUUAUGAUGAAGAUGAUGAUGAAAACUCCAUAGCAUAUCGCAACUUGAUGGACUAUGAGAACGAAACCCUAAGAGACACACAGAAGGAUACCAGCAACUUUCUUCAUGCCAUAAAAGUAGAAUUCAGCACCAUAUCUUCUCCGGACAGCUCCAAGCUGCCAGAUAACAACAAAAGCACAAAUACAGUUAGCAUUGAGACAAAGCAGGAUUCUGACAGAGACAAGACCAUUGAGCAGGUGUUAAAUGACAAGACAGAAGUAUUUGUAACAGAAGAUGCCAGAAACUUUGAAAAAUCUACCUUUUUGGAAGGGCCAGAAAGAAGGCUUUCCCAUGAGGAGAGUCACAAACCAGAGCUUUCAGACUGGGAGUGGUGCAGAAGCAAAUCUGAAAGGACUCCUCGUCAGCGAUCUGGUGGUGCUCUCGCUAUUCCUUUGUGUGCAUUUCAAGGGACUGUGUCUCUGCAUGCCCCCACAGGGAAGACUUUGUCUCUCUCCACCUAUGAGGUGAGUGCAGAAGGGCAAAAAAUAAGCCCAGCAGCCAAGAAAAUCGAAGUCUAUCGAUCCAAGAGCGUGGGCCAUGAGCCAAACCCGGAGGAUUCACCCACUACUUUCCCAGACACCAGUGUCAAGAUCCAUUUGGAAGUGUUGGAAAUCUGUGACAAUGAGGAAGCCAUGGACACUGUAUCCAUCAUCAGCAACAUCAGCCAGUCCUCCACCCAAGUCAGGUCUCCAUCUUUACGCUAUUCCCGGAAAGAAAAUCGCUUCGUUUCCUGUGAUUUGGGAGAGACAGCCUCUUACUCCCUCUUCAUCCCCACAAACAAUCCUGACAGUGACAUCAAUAUAUCCAUUCCAGACACCGUGGAGGCUCAUAGGCAGAAUAGUCGGAAGCAGCAUCUGGAGAGAGAUGGCUAUCAGGAAGAAAUCCAACUAUUAAAUAAAGCUUACAGGAAAAGGGAGGAAGAAGGCAAUGGAAGCUAAGAGCUGUCCAGGGUCAGGGAACCAAAUGCUCCACCUGACUUCUAAGUCAAUGACUUUUCUAAGUCAAUUUUGAUUUGUUUGUCAGCUAAUUCAUCCAUAGCUUCAGGCAUAACUCAUCUCAUGGAAACCACUUUUUGUAGUAGAAGAGCAUCCAGUGGGCUAUCUGUAGUCUUUUAGCCCUUUGAUAAUGACAAGAUUUUGUUCCUAGAUGAUUGCUGACCAUCUUUCCCUCUCAUAGUUCUUUUGGGGUUCCUCUUCCAAUUAGGAGCAACAGGCAAAAGUUGCAUAGAGGGGGCAGCUAGGUGGUGGAGUGGAUAGAGCAAUGGCCCUGGAGUCAUGAGGACCUGAGUUCAAAUCCGGCCUCAGACACUUAAACACUUACUAGCUGUGUGACCCUGGGCAAGUCACUUAACCCCAAUUGCCCCUCAAAAAAAAAAGUUGCAUAGAGAUAAAUUAAAGAUUGACAAGUCAGGAAAAACUCAUUAACCAUUGAAACUCUUCCAAAGUAGAAUAAAGUCUAUCUCCAGGGUGGUGGGACCAAUCUCUCUGGAGACCAUAGAACCAGAGGUCUUGAAUUGGAAAGUAUGUCAGAGGUAAUUUACUCAAAACCCUUUGUUUUAAAGAAGAGGAUAUUAACCCACAGAAUCAGAGUAUCAAAGCCAGGUGUUAAUCUCAGGUGCUCUGACUCCAGACCCUUUCUAGUGGUUUUGAACUAUGGCUGGUGGGGAUGAGUUAUGGAGAAAUCAUAGGUGGAAGACAUUUUGAAGGUCAUCAAAUCUAGCACUCAUUUAACAGAUAAGGAAACUAAGGCACAGGGAGAAUGAUUUGCCCAAGGUCACAUUGCUGGUAAAGAUUUGAAGUAGGAUUUGAACCCAGGUCUUCCUGACUCCAGGUCCAGUGCCCUGUCCAUUAUGAUACACUGCCCCUCAACAAACAAGAUUAUUGUUCAUCCACAAAUAGCCCCUUCCAACUGUGAGAGUCUGUGGACUGCCUACUCCCUUCUCAUUGCCUUCCCUUAGAUUUAUUGAGUCUCUACUUAUGUGCCACCAUUAGCUUUCCCUAAUUCCCUCCUGCCCCAGUUGUUACUGCUCUCUCCUCCAUCAAAUGUUCAUGUUUAUAUUCAUCUGUAUACAAGUUAUAUUAACCCCCUUUCACUCCCAGUAUAACAUAUCUGCCAAGAACAUAUUCCACUGAAGAAAGUCGCCCAAUCCAGGCCAGAGACUGUUUUGGUUUUGUCUUCAUAACCCCUAAAUUCUGGCCCAGUAGCUUGCUUAUAAUCGACACUUAAUAAAAGCCCAUUGUAUUUGAGUGGAUUAAGUGAUUUCCUCAGAUCACCCAAAACCUGUAGGAAUGGCCUGAGAUUAUUUCUGGACCAAGGUUCCAAAAUAGGGCGUGGCCUCCCCCUACAGUUCCAUAAAACAAAGAGGAUGCCUUUUGGGAAUUGCUACACCAGAAACAGAAAGCAUAUGAUAAAAUUCUGGGUUGAAUUUGGAGAUCAGACUAAAUUCAUAUGGAAUUCAAGCCCAUUCCUACAACCCCUUAGUUAUUCCGUCAUGUUAAGAUACACUCUCUCCAUGUGUGCAUCCUUGCUGGAAAACAGGAAACCCAUAUUGGGUCUGGGGAGCUAACAUUUAAGCAUGUACUUUUCCUUCCCCUGGAAAAUCUAGUUCUGGCAUCUCUAGAAAAUGCAAACCCCUUCCUGAGCCCCACCCCUUCUCCUCUUCUUUUCCCCCUUCAUAAAUAAGAAAUUGUUUGUUAUGGUAUAUCCUUUCAAGUUUAAGCUGUUAUUUCUGGCAGUCAAUGAUCUCUUCCUUAAGAGGCCCCAAAAAGAUUGCCAAAAAGUUCCAAGUGUGCACUGAGCUAUCACUAGGCUUUACGUAUUUAUUUGGUGGGAUACUUAGCAGAAAGGAAUUAAAAAUUCUGCCUCACACAUUGCUUGAAGACCAUGUUCUGAUGAUAGCCAGAAGGAUCAUUUUUCUGAGUGAUAUUCAUGGGUGAAAGGAGAAUGACUGUGUUAGCUUCCCAAAACCCAAAUGAUUGUUUGCAAAGUAGCAGAUCUAAAAAACUGACUCCUUAGAAAAUGAAGUUCUGUUAGAAGUAGGUUCCUUUAGGAUUUUCUUCCUGGAAAAAAUGAGUCAUAUGCUGAGAAACUAUUCCUUCACCUUGUUAAUUGUGGCCAUAGGCAGUACAUUUCAGGUGAUGGUAGAUUCAUUAGAUCACACCCAUGCAGAGAUUUGUCAGCUCAGUAUCACUGGCACCAUGUAAUAUUAUUCUUGUAUAUGUAUAAUAAUGUUAAAUAGGUUUUCUUCAAAAUAUUUCACUAAAACCAUUAUGUAAAUAUUUGCUUAAGUGUCCAGCUAAAUGUCCAUUCUAAUGUCCAGUGAAGCUUUUUUCUAAAAACCAUUGAAAUGGGACCAUUUGAUGUGGUUUGAACACAUGCAUGUUUAUUUACAAGUUCAAAGUGAAUUUUCUACCAGAAAGCUUUAUUCUAGUUUUUGUUACUUGGAGCUAUGACAUGAAAGUAUAUGAAAACAAGCUCCAAAACAGUUUGAUCAUUGUUUCCCACUCUUUUAAAAAGCCCUUCCAAAAUAAUGUAAAUGUUCCAGUUGUUAUCUCUUGCUCUCUCAUUUUAAUUCUCCAUGUCUAACUUUCUAAGAAUGUAAUAUAAUUAUAAUACCUUCAAUAAUGUUUGUAAAGAAAUCCUGGGGUAAGUCAUAAUAUAUAGAUUCAAAUUAAAGACUGUGAAUCUCACUCUACUUAUUUGAAAAAUUAUUUUAAAAAUUACUAUAUUGCUCAAAAUCAUGGGAGUACAACACCCCCAAGUGAAUAAGCCAAUUGGUUGCUUCAAACCAGUGGUUCAGCCUCAGAAGAGUAUGUGAAGUUUAAAUGACAGGCUUAUAAUGUUCAACUUGUUUCAAAUUGUUCAAAAAAAAGAAAGACAACUCUUAAAAUACAAAAUCAGUCAGCAAGGUAACCUACCAGAAAUCAUGGUCAGCCUAGGGGCCUAGUUAACCUUCCAAUGGAAGGCAAAGAAGUUCUCAUCAGAAGUCUGUACAUUUGAGCAGACAAGGGAAGUUGAGCCCAAACAAAGGACAAUGUAUGUUUCCUCUAUGAGUUCAAUAUUGGUCGACAUCCAGUUAUGUGACUAAAUUCUUUGUGUUGAGGUUUAAUUUGGUCUUACAUUUUACCCAGAACAUCAUCAGUAGCUAUUUUUAUCCAUAAGAUACAAAUUUUCUUCCCCUAUGGUAAUUCAAAAUAAAUUAAUUUAAAAUGUCCAGAACUGCUGAUAUUCUUAUAUAUAUAUGUAUAUAUGUUUAAAUCAGAGUAUUUACAAAUGUUUUUAGAAAACAAACACUGCUUCUAACAUUCCAAACCACAAACUGGAAGGAAAGUUUGUCCUACAGUAAAAACCUACCAGGACCACACCUGGAAGGAUGUACCAGAAACGUAGAAUUCCAGAAAAUCUUCAUAGGAGAGGGGGAAGGAAAGCUAGUUUGUCAUCCAGUGGUCAAGCUGCAAGUACACACUUACAUGCUUAGUGUCAGAAGAAUUAAAAGGAAGUAUUGGAAGUGAUGGGAAGCCCACUGAAACACACAGCUUAUUGUUUAUUUUUCAAUCGCUCCACAUCUUAUUAUCCUUUUUUUUGUUUUGUUUAGUUGAUUUUUUUGUUGUUGUUGUUUUUUGCAGGGCAAUUGGGGUUAAGUGACUUGCCCAG